GUCACCGCGUUGGCAACCCGAGUGACGCCAGCGAAGAUGUUAGCGCGCGUCAUCUUACCGUCUUCACGUAGAAUAAAGUUUAAGUUCAUCCCACAGGUUUUUCAGUUGGGCUUAAGUUAGGAGAUUGUCCGAAGAUCCAACAGUGGCUGAGUUUUAGCCUAUAGACAGAGUCCAAGAUGGAUCUUAACAAGGUUGUCAGGGCUUUGUAGAAAAAAAAACACCACUACUCCACUAUACCUAACAGCAUGAAGACAAAGCCAUGCAUGUGAUAAGACCAAAAUCAGCCAAAGGACGAACCAGACCCAGAGCGACUCAGGUUCAGGAUGAUGAGCAUGCCCAUCAAAAGCCCACAUUUCCCCCUCACCCACCUCAUCCUCCACCUGGCCCUCGUCCUUUGUCCACUAUAAGCCAGAGGUCUAACUUGUUGCUUCGGCCUUGCUCGGUCAGGCACAACAUUACAGAAAACUCAGAGAUGUUUGAGAAAUCCCUGGAUGCCCCAGUGCUACCACUGAACAGAUACCAGGUCCUCCCUUCCAUCGAGAAGAAACCAGAAAAGCAGUCUAACAGAUGCCUGGAGGAGAAGACCUUAAGACUCAAUCGGUCAGACAACAGCUCACUUGGGGCCCACACCUCCCGUCUCUUUCCUAAACCCACAUCUAGGAGUGGUCUACAGUUUCAGAAUGAGUCCAGAGAAAGGUGUGGGCCUGCUGAGCCUGUUAAGACUUCACAUUCUGGAUGCCAAAAGAGGGAGGCAGAUCUUCUGCUUGCUGUUCGGACUCCAUGUGGUCAAAGAUUUAAGUGCUAUUUUCAUUCCACAGACACACUUCAGACUGUCAUAGAUGCUGCAGAGGCCAAAUAUGGAAAACAGUACAGGCACACACUGAUUGAGACCAUGGAUGUUCCUCGACGGAGCUUCACCAAUUUGACUAUGACUUUCUCACAAUGUGACAUAAUAAAUAAGUCAGUUUUAUGCAUCAGCUUUAAAGACGCAGAUUAGUAUCACAACCUGAUGGAUGAAUAUUCACAGUUGUUAUAACUGAUGUAUUUUUUAACAGUAAUUAUACAACUAAAAUGUGAACACAUUGCAACGAUGUUAGUAUUUAUUUAUAUACAUUUCUGAUUAGUGAUUAUACUUGGCCGUCUAUCCUAACGUGUAGAAACCUCAACAAUUACUAAGGAAAUCUGGCCCACAUGUUGCCUAAUAUUUAUACCCCAGUAAAUCAAAAAGUCAUGAGUUAUUGCGUAAGAGUUCCUGUAAGUUUUGCUUAUAUGAAUUUCUGGGGGCAAAUGCUUACAAUCUAAGCAAGGGUUGAAGGCCUCGUUCAAGGGUCCAACAGUAGCAACCUUCCGAUUACCAGUCCAGUAUCUUAACCACUGACCUAUUGUGUUUAAAUUAAAACACUGACUAGGCCACUCCAAAAAUGUAUUUGUAGCCUUUUAAAUGUCCUACUGCAUAACCCCGGUACAGUUGGGCUUUACCUAACAGACUGAUCAACUUACACACUUCUUAAGAAUCUACUCAUAAAGAACAUUCUCCUUCCUUUAAUAACAGCAGCUCUUCAAGUCUUCAUACCCAGACUACACCAACAACUACCACAGACAUGUGUGAGCCUAUUAAAUGCUGUUUUGCAUUGUA
Trichomycterus rosablanca is the source of this 1636-nucleotide messenger RNA. It is a transcript of the gene ubxn10, whose product is annotated as UBX domain protein 10. NCBI's taxonomy places the organism in Eukaryota, Metazoa, Chordata, Actinopteri, Siluriformes, Trichomycteridae. Bases 260 to 997 code for a protein of 245 amino acids. The record is from RefSeq and is a predicted model, not a curated record. The transcript has 3 exons. Gene Ontology annotation, molecular function: protein binding.